GGGGCCCUGCUUCCGCUUUCCUCCGCGGCGCGCGCUCCGCUCUCAGCCGACGCGGGAUCAUGGCGGCCGUGGCCACGAUGGCGACCUCGGGCUCGGCGCGGAAGCGGCUGCUCAAAGAGGAAGACAUGACCAAAGUGGAGUUCGAGACCAGCGAGGAGGUGGACGUGACGCCCACGUUCGACACCAUGGGCCUGCGGGAGGACCUGCUGCGCGGCAUCUACGCCUACGGUUUUGAGAAACCAUCAGCCAUCCAGCAGCGAGCCAUCAAGCAGAUAAUUAAAGGGAGAGACGUCAUUGCUCAAUCACAAUCUGGCACAGGCAAAACUGCCACCUUCAGCAUUUCUGUCCUCCAGUGUUUGGAUAUUCAGGUUCGUGAAACCCAGGCUUUGAUCUUGGCUCCAACGAGAGAAUUAGCUGUGCAGAUCCAGAAGGGUCUGCUCGCUCUGGGGGACUACAUGAAUGUGCAGUGCCAUGCCUGCAUCGGGGGCACCAAUGUGGGAGAGGACAUCAGGAAGCUGGACUACGGGCAGCACGUUGUUGCUGGCACACCUGGACGUGUCUUUGAUAUGAUUCGGCGCAGGAGUUUGAGGACACGGGCCAUCAAGAUGUUGGUGUUGGAUGAGGCUGAUGAAAUGUUAAAUAAAGGUUUCAAGGAGCAGAUUUACGAUGUGUACAGGUACUUGCCCCCGGCCACGCAGGUGGUGCUUAUCAGUGCCACACUGCCUCACGAAAUCCUGGAGAUGACCAACAAGUUCAUGACAGACCCCAUCCGCAUCUUGGUGAAGCGUGAUGAAUUGACUCUAGAAGGCAUCAAGCAGUUUUUUGUGGCGGUGGAGAGGGAAGAGUGGAAAUUUGACACACUGUGUGACCUCUACGACACGCUGACCAUCACUCAGGCUGUCAUCUUCUGUAACACCAAAAGGAAGGUCGACUGGCUGACAGAGAAGAUGAGAGAAGCCAAUUUCACGGUGUCGUCCAUGCACGGGGACAUGCCGCAGAAAGAGCGCGAGUCCAUCAUGAAGGAGUUCCGGUCUGGUGCCAGCCGGGUGCUCAUCUCCACAGACGUCUGGGCCCGGGGGCUGGACGUCCCACAGGUGUCCCUCAUCAUUAACUACGACCUGCCCAACAACAGAGAGUUGUACAUACACAGAAUCGGGCGGUCGGGCCGCUACGGCCGCAAGGGGGUGGCCAUCAACUUCGUGAAGAAUGACGACAUCCGCAUCCUGAGGGACAUCGAGCAGUACUACUCCACCCAGAUCGAUGAGAUGCCCAUGAACGUGGCGGAUCUGAUCUGAGGAGCUGCUGUGCUGACAAGGCGCUGGUGACCAUCUGCCUGCCCGGUGCCCCGGCUGGGACAUGCUUAGGGACAGUGUCUGGGUGACGGGGAUUGUGGGGCUCUCCAAUGGACCCCGGGACGAGCCGUUGGUGUUCUUUUCUUACCCACAUGUAAAUAAUGCAGUGCUGUGAGUUUUUUCAUUAAAUGUUUAAAACUUUUCCCAUAA
Messenger RNA from Canis lupus familiaris (dog), 1502 nucleotides. It is a transcript of the gene EIF4A3, whose product is annotated as eukaryotic translation initiation factor 4A3. Gene Ontology annotation, cellular component: catalytic step 2 spliceosome; nucleolus. The record is from RefSeq and is a predicted model, not a curated record. NCBI's taxonomy places the organism in Eukaryota, Metazoa, Chordata, Mammalia, Carnivora, Canidae. The transcript is spliced from 12 exons. Bases 60 to 1295 code for a protein of 411 amino acids. Gene Ontology annotation, molecular function: mRNA binding; RNA helicase activity; ATP binding.